AUGUAUGCAAGCGAAAUCACCAUGCAACCGACGGAACCCUUCUCUCCAAUAACGACUUCCCGGGCAAAGGCCUACGCCAGACAGAUAGACAGAGCAGCCGCAGACUACCGAGCCGCCACAGAGCAACAGACAACUGCCAAACGCCUGUCUGCAGCAAUGGACGAAGAGCCCAAUAUGGAGCCGUACAACGGUGCAGAUGAGGAAACACCCAUUCAGCCUUCCUCACCAAUCGAGGAUGACGACGACCCAGCUUUCUCUACUCGGCCUUUGGGGAGUAUAUUCGACCGUGCUCCCACACCCGUGAACGAGCAGAUGGUCCCCGACCAACUCUCCCCCAAGAGGAUGAAUGAGAGACCCGCGGACCAGUUUGCUCACCCGGUCAUAAGAGAGGGAAAUGCCUUGGAGACGUUUUCUCCGAAAAUGAAGGAGCCUUUGGAAGAGACACCUGAGGCCCCGUCUUAUGAGUCAAAGGGAGGAGUCAAGUUUUCAAGGCCGUCCGAGAAAGAUGAACAGAAGCCCACCGAGCCUGUUAUUUCAGAAACGCGGAAUAAGAUACCUGCAGAACCGCUGUUCUCGGCAAUGGACGAGCAAGAGCAGGAGCAAGACCAAGAUCGGCCAGUCGCGAGGCCUUCACUCCUCGAAAUAACUGGUAAAAAGCCGGGAAAACCAUACUCGGCGACCAUGGAUGACCAAACUUGGAUUCCCGCCUCAAUGCGCGCCCUAUACUUCUCGCUCGGUCCGGCAAGCAACAACAAUGACAAUGCCGUCACUCUUCCGGACAGUCUGGGAAAAUCGAGCAUCGUCGGAAAUGCAACCUUCACUUCAAUGCCAGGGACAGGACUCGUUCUCGACACCGGAUUUCCAACUCCACAGCCUUCAGCACACCAGUACCUUCUCAAGGUCCAGACGGCUGCAUUUUGUCAAGACGAGCUGAAUCUCGCGCAUGCACUCAAUCCUCCCAAGACAACUCCACAAAUUCCUCUUCACAGUAUCUGCGGAACAGUCAUUAGCAGCCCAACGCAAGAUCAUGAUCGCCCGUUAGGACCGCGGUACAAGGUUGGUGAUAUCGUCUUCGGUGUCCUGAGUUAUACGCGGGAUGGGGGCGCUGCGGACUAUGUCAUUGCAAACGAGGGCGAACUGACCCUCAAGCCGAAGAGCAUUAGUGCGUCUGAGGCAGCAGCGCUGGCUUUGCCUGCUUUGACGGCCUGGCAGGCGCUUUUCCGUUAUGCUGGGUUAGAUCCCGAUGAUCCGUACCGCGGCAAUGGGAAAGGGAAUGGACACACGCAGAAAAAUGGGAAUUCGAGCAGUGCUAGUAGUGGGCAUGGAAGUGGGCAUGGAAGUGGACAUGGAAGUGGACGAAGCAGCGGUCAUAGUAGUGGUCAAGGGUUUGGGUAUGGAUGGCGCAGGAAAAGCCUCGAUCUGAUUCAAGGGAGGGGGCUCCGGAACAGCAUCUUCGGUGGGAAUGGGAAUGGGAAUGGGAAUGGACACAGCAGAACCGGGAGCUCGCUGAGUGGGAGCGGAAGUGCUAAUGGCAACGGAGGUGGUUGGCGGAAGAAAAGCAUCGAUUUCCUCAACGGCCAAUUCACUAAUGGGAAUAGCUUCAAGAAAAAGGCUCCACUGCGGGUCCUUGUCACCAACGCCCGAGACAGCGAAGUCGGUCGUAUCGCCGUCCAACUCCUCCGUGCAGACAAGUUAUUCCCUGAGACCACCCGUCCGUGGAUCUGUGUUAGUUGCACGGUGGCGGAGGAAGCGAUUAUUCGAGAACGGUGGGAUGUGGACGAAAUCCUCAUAAUCCCGCAUCUCCCAACGAAAAGCGAGUGUGAUCUCGGCACCAUGUUCCGCGAGCGACGACUGCAUCCUGUCGAUAUUGUGCUGGAUUGUACGGGGGCGAAGUCUUUCGACAGGCACAUUCUCCGUCUGUUGUCAAGGAUCAUGGGUCUGUUUUAA
Penicillium argentinense is the source of this 1947-nucleotide messenger RNA. RefSeq lists its product as uncharacterized. The record is from RefSeq and is a predicted model, not a curated record. NCBI's taxonomy places the organism in Eukaryota, Fungi, Ascomycota, Eurotiomycetes, Eurotiales, Aspergillaceae. The coding region runs from base 1 to 1947 and encodes 648 amino acids. The transcript has a single exon.